UUUUGUUAAAUCGAAUAACAAAAAGCAAAGGGGAAGCGUCGCUGUCUCUCCCCCCGCCUCUCCCCGUUUCUGAUCUUAUCGAAGAGGAAGGGAAGCACAAGGAGCGUGGAAGAGGGGAAAAAAAAAAAAGAGGAAAUUUUCUUCCUUGUUUUCUUGCUUAAUUUCUUGGAUUUCAUUCCCUGGGUUCUUGCAGGGGGCUUUGAUGUCGUUUUAUCGGGAGGAGGACUUCGAGUACAUGGCGGACGAAAACGAGAGGGACGAGUUUAUGGACGACGUGGACGAUGAGUUCCACGGAAGGGAUGCGAGGGAGAUGGAGAACGAAGACGAGUAUGAUGUGCUCAUUAGAGUGACCGAUACGUCUGCGGCUCAAGCAAGGAAGGGCAAGGAUAUCCAAGGGAUCCCGUGGGAGAGGUUGAACAUAACGAGGGAGGGUUACAGACGCACCAGACUUGAGCAAUAUAGAAACUAUGAGAACGUUCCCGCAUCUGGCGAUGUUAUGGAGAAGGAAUGCAAACAAGUCUCGAAAGGUGGGAAUUAUUAUGAAUUUAGGCAUAACGCAAGAUCGGUGAAGUCCACGAUUCUUCAUUUUCAGCUGAGGAACUUGGUCUGGGCAACGUCAAAACAUGAUGUAUAUCUAAUGUCGAAUUACUCGGUGAUUCAUUGGUCAUCAUUAGCUUGCACUCCAUCGGAAGUACUCAAUGUUUCGGGACGCAUUACACCUGCUGAGAGAUAUCCUGGAAGUUUGUUAGAAGGUUUUUCGCAGCCACAAAUCAGCACGCUUGCUGUCAAGGAUAACUUACUAGUAGCUGGUGGGUUUCAAGGAGAGCUAAUUUGUAAGCAACUGGAACAGGAAGGGGUUAGCUUUUGUAGGAGAACAACAUUUGAUGAUAAUGCUAUUACAAAUGCCAUUGAGAUAUAUGACAACUUGAGUGGCAACGUGCAUUUCAUGGCCUCGAAUAAUGAUUGUGGAGUACGUGAAUUUGAAACAGAGAGGUUUCAGCUCUUGAAGCAUUUCACCUUCCCUUGGGCAGUAAAUCAUACAUCCAUUAGUCCGGACCGUAAACUUUUGGUAGUUGUUGGUGAUGACGCAGAUGGAUUACUGGUGGAUUCACAGAGUGGAAAGACUGUGUCGCCGUUGGUGGGUCAUUUGGACUUCUCCUUUGCAUCUGCUUGGCACCCUGAUGGCUGCACAUUUGCUACGGGGAACCAGGACAAGACAUGCCGUGUGUGGGACAUCAGGAAUUUGUCUUCAUCUAUUGCAGUCUUAAGGGGAAAUUUGGGUGCUGUGCGAUCGAUUCGCUACUCUUCAGAUGGGCGAUUCAUGGCGGUAGCUGAGCCUGCUGAUUUCGUGCAUAUAUAUGACACUAAGAUGGAUUGCAAGAAGCGUCAAGAAAUUGAUUUCUUUGGCGAGAUUUCCGGUAUCUCUUUCAGUCCAGACACAGAGUCGCUUUUCAUUGGGGUGUGGGAUCGAAUUUAUGCAAGCCUGCUUCAGUACAGCAGAAAACACACUUACAGUUAUCUUGAUUCGUUUAUAUGAUGCGGCUGUUGGAUAUAGGAAGGCAGAUGCUGAGGGCAGUGGUGAUAGUUCUGAGAUAACGAUCAGGAGCUGCCCUCUUUUCUUCAUUCUCAAUGAAUGAAGACUUUGCGUCUGUCGGUCAGCCGGUGAAAAAUGUACAGGGCUUGUGUAUAGAGAAAGUUCUCCACUGUAAGUUGCGGACCAACUCGAGAGGGUCUCACUGUUCCUAUUGUGGAUCUUAGAAAGAAGGUUUGUCUUUUUCAGGAAUAAGCCUUUUAUGAUGCGUUAUGUCAAGUUGGUACAAAAUGGAUCA
Nymphaea colorata (pocket water lily) is the source of this 1829-nucleotide messenger RNA. RefSeq lists its product as uncharacterized. Gene Ontology annotation, molecular function: protein binding. Lineage: Eukaryota; Viridiplantae; Streptophyta; Magnoliopsida; Nymphaeales; Nymphaeaceae. The record is from RefSeq and is a predicted model, not a curated record. The transcript has 10 exons. Bases 203 to 1537 code for a protein of 444 amino acids.